Hypanus sabinus (Atlantic stingray) is the source of this 6530-nucleotide messenger RNA. RefSeq names its product glutathione peroxidase 7 (gene gpx7). NCBI's taxonomy places the organism in Eukaryota, Metazoa, Chordata, Chondrichthyes, Myliobatiformes, Dasyatidae. Gene Ontology annotation, molecular function: glutathione peroxidase activity. The record is from RefSeq and is a predicted model, not a curated record. Bases 5163 to 5798 code for a protein of 211 amino acids. The transcript has 3 exons. Gene Ontology annotation, biological process: response to oxidative stress.
CCUGACUUCAUUGGUUGGGAAGAUGAGGUUUCAGGGUACUUGGAGCUGCAUAAUAAAAUAGGCCAAAGUCAGCAUAGUUUCUCUUCAGGGGAAAUCUUGCCAGACAAAUCUGUUGGAAUUCUUUGAGGAAAUAACAGGCAGAACAGGCAAAGGAGAGUCAGUAGACAUUGUUUACUUGAAUUUUCAGAAGACCUUUGAUAAGGUACCACACAUGAAGCUGCUUAACAAAUUAAGACCCCAUGGUGUUACAGGAAUGAUAUUAGCAUGAAUAGAAGAUUAGCUGUCUGGCAGGAGGCAGAAUCAGAAUACAGUGGGCCCAUUCUGGUUGGCUGUUGGUUACUGGUAGUGUUCUACAGGGGUCAGUAUUGGGACCACUUGUUUUCACUUUUGUCAGUGAUUUGGAUGAUGGAAUUGAUGGCUUUGUGGCCAAGUUUGCAGGCAAUAGGAAGAUAGGUGGAGGGACAGGUGUUGUUGAGGAAGAAUGGAAGUCUGAAGAGGGAUUUGGACAAAUUGGGAGAAUGGCAAAGAAGAGGCAGAUCAAAUAUAGUGGAGGCAAACCUAUGUUCAUGCACUUUGGUAGAAGAAAUAGAGGUGCAGACUAUUUUCUAAACUGGGAGAAAAUUCAAAAGUCAGAGAUGCAAAGUACUUGGGAGUCCUUAUGUGGGAUUCUCUAAAGGUUAACUAGUAGGUAGAGUUGGUGGUAAGGAAGGCAAGUGCAAUGUUAGCAUUCAUUUCAAGAAUAUAAGAGCAAGGAUAUAAUGCUGAGGCUUUAUAAAGCAUUGGUCAAACUGCACUGUAUUGUGAACAGAUUUAUCUAAGAAAAUAUGUGCUGGCUUUGGAGAGGGUCCAUAGGAGGUUCACAAGAAUGAUUCCAGGUAUGAAAGGGUUAACAUAUGAGGAACGUUUGAUGGCCCUGGACCUACACUCACUGGAGUUCAGCAGAAUGUGGGGGAAUAUAAUUGAAACCUAUUGAAUAUUGAAAGAUCUAGAUAGAGUGGAUGUGGAGAGUAUGUUUCCUACAGUGGGUGAGUCUAGGAUCAGAGGGCACAACCUCAGAAUAGAGAGACAAAGAAGGCAAAUGCAAUGUUAACAUUCAUUUCAAGAGGACUAGAAUAUAAAAGCUAGGAUGUAAUGUUGAGAUUUUAUAAAGCACUGGUGAGGCCUCACUUGGAGCUAUUUUGGGCCCUUUAACUUAGUAAGGAUAUGCUGAAACUGGAGACGGUUCAAAGGACAUUCAAAAAAUGAUUCCAGGUUUGACUGGCUUGUCAUAUGAAGAGCAUUUGGUGACUCUGGGCCUGUAUUCGCUAGAAUUCAGAAGAAUGAGAGGUGACAUUAUUGAAACCUAUUGAAUGGUGAAAGGCCUUGAUAGAGUUGAUGUGGAGAGGAUGCUUCCUAUAGUGGGAGAGUCUAAGACCAGAGGACACAGCCUCAGAAUAGAGGGGCACCCUUUUAGAACUGAUGUGAGGAGGAAUUUGUUUAGCCAGAGAGUGGUGAAUCUGUGGAAUUCUUUGCCACAGGCAGCUGUGGAGGCCAAGUCUGCAUGUAUAUGUAAAGCAGGAGUUGAUAGAUUCUUGAUUGGUCAGGUCAUGAAGGUACACAGGGAGAAGUUAGGAGAUCGGGGCUGAGGGGAAAAAUGGAUCAGCCAUGAUGAAAUGCUGGAGCAGACUCAAUGGGCCAAAUGGCCUAAUUCUUCUCCUGGGUCUUAUGGACAUCCAUUUAGAACAGAGAUAAGAAGGAAUUUCUUCAACCAGAGUGUGGUGAAUCUGGAAUUAAUAGCUAAGGAUGGCAGUGGAGACCAAGUCAUUGAAUAUAUUUAAAGUGGAGGUUGAUAGUUUCUUGGUUAGUCAGAGCAUCAUAGGUUACUUGCAGAAGGCAGGUGAAUGGAGUUGAUUAUAAAUCAGCCAUGAUAGAAUGGUGGAGCAGACAUGCUGGACCAAGUGACCUAAUUUGUUUCUAUGUCUUACAUCCUUAUGGUAUUAUAAUUGGAAUACAGUAGAGAUUCAAACCUCAGUCGCUGGGUCAUACCGGCCAACACUUUAUCCUAUCCCACUAUAAUUCUUUCAAAAUGUUCAUUCUAGGUACUGGUGAUGUUUCCUCCAAAUUCCUAUUAAUAGUCAUAGAGAGAUACCGAGUACUCCAGUCUACUGUACCCAUGCUGAUUAUCAACCACACAUUUACACUAAUCCCAGUUUAUUUCUCCCCAUAUUCUCUUCAACUGUUCAGAUUCUACUCCUUACCUGCAUGCUAGGGACAAACUACAGAGCCCAAUUAACCUACCAACAUUCAUCUAUUUGGGAUAACACUGGAACAACUGGAGGAAACCCAUGUGGUCACAGGGAGAAGGAGAAAACUCCACAUUGACAGUAGCCAAGGUCAGGAUUAAAACCUGGGUCUCUGUGGCUAUGAGGCAGAGGCUCUAUUAGCUGUGCCACUCUAAAACAGAUUUGUACAUAUAUUCAGUCAAGCAUUUCGCAAAUUUUUCCACAGCCCACUUCAGUUGUCACUUUCUUAAAACAAAAUCUCAAGGAAAUUAAUGAAAUGCAAUCUUACGUUGAACUUCAUUUGCAAAUUCUCAGCUGAUGGAACCACCUCAUUGUCACCUAGACAACAUUCCAGCCUGGGCUGACAAAUGGAAGAUAAAUACCUUCAACUUAUCCAAAUCUUCAAAAGGCACCACCAUUCCCAGAUCCAAACAAAUAACAUCCUCAGAAUCCCCUACAGAUAAAAGAUCAAUUUUCUUCGACUAUAAUGAAUGCUGAUGGAAUAUGCAUUACUUGCCCCAAAAGAUGAAGCUCUGACAAAACUAAUCACUCUGCACCCUCCAGUAUUAAGCAUUUAUUUGAUUGUUCUUUGACUCAUUAUUCUGUUUUGUUUCAGAACACCAGGAGGAAAGAAAUCUAAUUAAAUGGAAUCACUCAUUCCAAAUUUUUCCUACAAUUCACUGGUCCAAUGAUAUUGUGAUGAGGAGAAAUGCCCAGUUAUAGUGUCUUUAAGGUAUCUUUACCACAAGGAACAGUAUCAUUUAUAUUUAUUGAAGCUCAUAAAGUAUUCAUUGGUAGACUAUAAAAAUGUCAAAUAAAUUUAAGCUAAUUUUCUCACUUACAGCUUUGUAAAGGAGGUAAACUGUAAAGUGCUUUACACUAUUCUUCCUAAAGUGGGCAAAUGAUGUAAAUUGAUGUUCUGUUUAGGAAUGGAAUUGUUUGUUAGAAGAUGCCAAAUGAUAAAAAUCUGUUGGAGAAGAUAUACACUGAAUUGCCACUUUAUUAGUUACAUACAAGAUUUAAGAAAGUCACCACUCAGAAUAUGUUCAUGGUCUUCUGCUGCUGUAGCCCAUCAACUUCAAGGUUCAACAUGCUGUGUGUUCAGAUAUGCUCUUCUGCACAGCACUGUUAUAACACAUUCUCCUCUGGCCUCUCACACUAACAAGGCAUUUUGACCCACCCACAGAACUGCUGCUCACUGGAUUUUUUUCCCCUUUUUACAUCAUUCUCUAUAAAAUCUCGAAUGCAUGAAAAUCCUAGGAGAUCUGCAGUUUCUGAGACACUCAAACAACCCUAUCUGACACCAACAGUCAUUCCACAGUCAAAGUCACUUGGAAAUGUUGUUCAGACCAUUCUGGUGUUUGGUCUGAACAAGAAUGAACCUCUUGACCAUGUCCGCAUGCUUUAUACAUUAAGUUGCUGCCACAUGAUUGUCUAAUAAGAUAUUUGCAUUAACAAGCAGGUCUACAGGCAUUCUUAAUAAAAUGGCCACUGAGUGUAUUUAUGUUAGACAGGCUCAUUUGAGUAUAGAAAAGAAGUAGACUUGCAACUACAUCAUGUCUCUUAGUCUGUUUGGUAAAGUUAAGUUUGACGGAUUCCUAAAGUAUACAGAAAACAAAAUAUGGUCGGCAAAUUAGUCAGAUUUGCUGUGGAUUAAAAUAACACGGAAAAUCUUCUCAAAGUUGUUCCAAAAAUUUGCACCUCCGCAAUUUGUCAUGAAUGUAACCAUAGGGAGUUUGUGUGGAGAAGCAAUAUGUGUGCUUGUCUUUGUGUUACAAGCAUUUGUCUACAAUAGAUGCAGAUUAAUAUUUUAAAAAUCCAAUUAGCAUCAAAAAUGCAUUAAAAUCAAAAUGUAUGUUGGUUUUUAUCAUACUCAGAGUAUAAUUAAAUGAACUGUUUGAAAAUUUUGGAAUUGCACAGGAUACGCAAUAGAUAUCUUUUGACCCAAUAUGAGCAUGCUGGCAGUUAUGCUUGUUUCAAGUCUUCUCAUGUCCUUCCUAUCCAAAAUGUUAUCAGCAAUACUGCCUCCUUCCAAGUUAUGUAUUUCGCAAUCUUAUGACUUUAACCCCUUGUCUUCUCAGAAGAAUAUAAAACAUAAAAUCCAACUUCCCUUUAACUAUAUCUCUAUUGUUCACCUCAACCAUUCUGUUGUAGUGAGUUUCUAAUGAACACUCCAUUGUGUUCAACUCUCUACCCAUGGCUGCAUUUUCACCUUUUUUAAGAGUCCCUUUGUAUUUAUUCCCCUUUCCACAUAUAUGCCUAAUUGUCUACUCCUAUAUUUUAUCCUUACCCAAUUUUAAAUUACUUUUAAAGCAUUUGAAACUCAAGUGCCAGUAAUUUACUGAGGACUGUAAGGACCCCAGUUUUAACGGGAGUGCUUUUCGAAAUAGAUACGUACUUUAAGAUUAUCUUCCAGUUCCAUUCCGGAAUUGUUUCUAGCACAGUUGUUGUAUUCGCCUUUAUAAUACCUUUCGUCCAUGGUUCUAAGUUUCUCAGGCUGUACCUCUAUUACAGCAAAGGAGAACUCGGUGUAAUUUUAACGUUUGACAUAAGUGUAAAACGGAUGACAUUGACCCCUUUCGACUUUCCAUUCCUUUGAUGUCAAAGCAAGAUUAUUCAAAGGAGUUUAACUAUUACAAAUAAGUCAUGGAACUUGAAGACAGACUGAAGACAACAUUUUCGAUCCGAUCUCGAAUACAGUUUAAGAAAAUGGGAGAGAAGUUACUUCAGUCACCAAGUGACUAAAAAGAAUGUUUCAUUUUGAUGACUGUUGGCAAAUAGUAAGCAUCAAUUAAAUUUGCGGUAAUUUUGUGCUUAUUGCGACGGUUUUGCGGCAUUGUCUGCUCUGCCCGGGGUUGCGUUACGACUCUGAAAGGGCUCUAUCUUGGCCCGUUAACAGCGAUGCGGGAAUCUGCUUUGAAACAGUCAAAUUUUGCUUCUGCCCUGCCUAAGUUUAGUUUCCUUUUAUUGUUCGCAACUAUGUUUCUUACGGCAGCCGUGGUGAUUUUCUUUCUCGUUCUCCCCUCCGAAGAAAAGAACAAAGAUUUUUAUACUUUUAAAACAGUGAACAUCAGAGGCAAGUUAAUAUCACUGGAGAAGUACAGAGGGUCGGUUUCGUUAGUUGUCAAUGUCGCCAGUGAGUGUGGCUUCACAGAAAAUCACUACAAAGACCUCCAGCAGCUGCAACGGGAAUUAGGGCCAAUGCAUUUCAACGUCCUGGGAUUCCCCUGUAACCAAUUUGGGAAUCAAGAGCCGGGACCUGACCAAGACAUUGAGAAGUUUGUUCGUAAAACCUAUGGAGUUUCCUUCCCGCUGUUCAGUAAGAUUGCUGUCAAAGGUACUGGAGCAAAUGCAGCAUUCAAAUAUUUGAUAGACUCCAUUGGUAAGGAACCAGACUGGAAUUUCUGGAAGUAUCUUGUGGAUCCAAAUGGUAAGGUGGUCAAUGCUUGGCCACCUAGUGUUUCAGUUGUAGAAAUAAAGCCCCAAAUCGUAUCGCUAGUGAGACAACUCAUAGUGAAACGCAAAGAAGAAUUGUAACCUGACCCUGAAUUAAUGUCUUAUAAUUCAAUUGGUCAAUAGUUUGUGUUUUAAGUUUUGUUUUGUGAAGCCCAUUAAUUUGUAUGAACCAUAAAUUGUGUUUUUCUCAAAUGCAAGAAAAAAGCCAAUUCAACCACUAUUUAUACAGUAUUACAAUUUACCUGUUUUUUUUAAAGAAAAACAUAUGUUUAACUUCAGUAGCUCCAUUUUGUUUAUUGUGCUGAGGAAAUGAGCAGAAUUCAUGAAAGUUCUUAAAAAAAAUCAUUACAGGUUAAAACUCAUUAUGUCAUAUCAGUUCUUCAAUAUUAGGAAAAAUGGGCCCAUUUCUCCAUUCCUAAGGGGUAAUUUUAAUUUGGAGUUUAAUUUAGCAAGGGAAUAGGCUGAGCCCUACAUGUGAUUUUAACAUCAGUCCUUUCAGUUGACUCUGUGAAUCAGAUGGAAAGGGCUAUUUAGGUGAUGGGUGGCAGUGGAAGUUUUAAGGUAACCUGGCGGUUCAGCCUGAUCUGUUGAGAGAGUGGACAGUCUACUCUACAGCAAGGUAGACCUCACAUUUUCUUUUAUGCUCUUUAAAAGUCUUCCAGUUUCUUUUGGCCCCAUAGGGAGUUUUAUUUUAAACACAUCUCUUCUUCUUGUACAUACUCCUGUUUUCACCUGGGGAGACAGCCAGAGUAACCACUCACGCACCCACUAAGGUUUAAAGUUCGUACAAAAAAGCUGGAUGAACUCAGCAGG